Molecule: messenger RNA, 1330 nt
Organism: Schistosoma turkestanicum
Lineage: Eukaryota; Metazoa; Platyhelminthes; Trematoda; Strigeidida; Schistosomatidae
Source: the annotation of a GenBank genome assembly
GUUGAAAGUUUGUUACGCUAAAUGCAAGUUUAAAGCGAGGUGACCCUCGCGGCAAUAAGCGACCUUCAGAACCGGAUUUGGCAUGUCCUUUGAAAAAAACAUUCCUAACUUUACAGGCUAACAAGUUACUGAUAAAGCAAAAUCAUAACUUAUUCGUUAUUGUGAUAUGAAUGGCGUAAAACGUUCAUUUAAGUUAUCUACAUUUUUAAUUUCCACUGGAGUUCCUUCAUUCGAUGAGUUACUUGGUGGUGGUGUGAUUUUAGGAAGUAUCAUUCUUAUUGAACCAGAUUUUCAUCAAACCUAUGCAAAACUUCUUCUAAAUUUAUUCACAGCAGAAGGUAUCAUAUCAGGUCAUAGUAUAUUCUAUGGUGCAACUGAGACAUUGGACAAUUUACUAUGUAAAUUACCAGACUGUACAAAUUCUGUUGAUGAAGUGAAAGAAGAAAUUUCAGAUCUUAAAAUUGCUUGGCGUUAUCAAAAUAAUCCUAAUACUAAGAAUGUAAAUUCAUCUGCGUCAAAUUUUGGACAUCAUUUCAAUAUGUCUGUCCCAAUGAAUACAGCUGCUCGAAUAGCUGAAAAGAAUGUAUCAACUUUUUAUUUUCAACCGGAUAGUAGAAAAGCAUUGCAUAUUAACCUCUUUAGUUUAAUUAGAAAAUUAAUUAAUUUUCUAUCAACUGCAAAAAUGUCUUCAGGCAUACAACGGAUAGUGCUAAACUCAUUUGGUUCUCCAAUGUGGGGUUAUUGCAAAGAUACUCAACAGUUCUACAAGAAUAUGCUUAGUUUCUUUGCUACUUUACGCCAGCUUAUUCAAAACAGUCGCUGUACAGUUUUCAUCACAUUACCUACAAUAAAGCUACCGCCUGGUCUAUUAACUCGUAUCUCGCAUUAUUGUGAUUAUGUAUUUCAAGUACAAAGUCUAAGUGAUCAGAUACAGGCAAAUCCAGUGUAUUCUGAAUAUGAUGGUCUACUCACAGUGAAUCGCAUUCCUUGGUUAGUUAGUGGCAAUACACUUGAACCAGCUUUCAGAUCAACUACACUUGAAUGGUGUUUCAAAAUAAAACGUCAUCAAUUAAUUGUACAGCAUUUUCACUUACCACCUUGUCUAUCCGAUACAGUAAAUAGAUCCAAUGCACCGGAAACAAUUUUCGCAUGUUCUACAUCGCGUCAAAAUCAGUUGGAAUUUUGAAUUUGCCUACAUACUACUCCUAAUACUACUACUACUACUACCAUAGAAAACAACGGAGAGAAAGAUCAACAAACCUGUUUCUUUUUUGUUUUGUACACUGUUAUUGAAAUAAAUUCACAUAACAAUUCUUAUUAUUCUUUCUGA